This is a messenger RNA of Chanos chanos (milkfish), 1720 nucleotides long. It is a transcript of the gene srsf2a, whose product is annotated as serine and arginine rich splicing factor 2a. Bases 116 to 769 code for a protein of 217 amino acids. Gene Ontology annotation, molecular function: RNA binding. NCBI's taxonomy places the organism in Eukaryota, Metazoa, Chordata, Actinopteri, Gonorynchiformes, Chanidae. The record is from RefSeq and is a predicted model, not a curated record. The transcript has 3 exons.
GUGCGUUGCAUUGAGAAAACAUUAUCGUGAGUUGUUUCAGAUAUUUUUAUUCUUUUUUUUUAGGCUAAGGUAACCCUGCUGUCUUUGCUAAAUCUUUCCUUUUUAAUUAGUAAAGAUGAGUUACGGUAGACCACCGCCCGAUGUGGAGGGCAUGACUUCUCUGAAAGUCGAUAAUCUGACUUAUCGCACGUCCCCAGAAACGUUGCGGCGUGUUUUUGAGAAGUAUGGCCGCGUUGGAGACGUUUAUAUUCCGCGUGAUAGAUACACGAAAGAAAGCAGAGGUUUUGCAUUUGUGCGCUUUCACGACAAAAGAGACGCAGAGGAUGCAAUGGACGCGAUGGAUGGUGCCCUCCUGGACGGGCGCGAGUUGAGGGUACAGAUGGCCCGGUACGGGCGCCCACCGGACUCUCACUACGGGCGCAGAGGAGCACCUCCGCGUAGAUACGGAGGCUAUGGACGGAGAAGUCGGAGCCGGAGCCCACGACGCAGGAGACACAGCCGAUCGAGGAGCAGAAGCCGUUCCCGGUCACGCAGCCGAUCCCGCUACAGCCGAUCAAGAUCCAGGUCUUACUCCCGCUCCCGUUCUCGCUCAAAGACCCGCACUCCUCGCAGGAGCAGGUCCAAGUCAGCGUCCAGGUCCCGCUCAAGGUCCAAAUCAAAGUCACGCUCCAGGAGUCACACUCCGGCUUCAAACAGAGGGUCAAAGUCGAGAUCAAGGUCUGGAAGCCGACCCAAAUCUCCUGAGGACAACGGAGUUCCAGAGUCAUGAAGUUUGGAUGUCAAGUGACUGAGACCUCAGUGUGGAACUUGCCGAACGGAAAGGUCCAUUCAAGGACUGCAAAAUUGUGAUGUCAGACCAAAAGGUUAUUGUAACUUGGUCUAAAAUCUUUUUAAUGAUUUCUUUGCUUUCAGUUGCUCUGAAUUAUUUUCUAUCAUAUACUGGAUCUUAUGUAAUGCCAUUAAAAUUUUCAUUAUACUUAAGUUUGGGCAAUAAGGUAAUGACUUCCCCUCCCCCAUUUUUGGUAGUGUUUGAAUUUAAGUACCCCAUGUAUUUGCAACUCGCAGACAAUAAAGUAAGUUCUUUUUUUUUUAAAUCAAAAGUUAUUCAUCUUUUCUGUCACCCAUCAUUUUGGGGAAAAAAAAGUGAAGUUGUGUCUGUAUUAAAUGAAUGUGACCACCUCUGAAACCUUAGGUAUUCGCAGAAAAAUUAUUUGGCCAAUUGAAAAGGCCUGUACUUUUCUUUUCUGUUUUUCUUUUAAGCAAGUCAAUAAAAAUGAAUUUGGAUGAGAGAUGGUCAGAAUAAACGCUAUUGUCCUAUAGUAAUGUAUUUGGUUCUCUUAUUGUGACACAUAUGUUCUUUUAAUUGAUCAGUGGUAAUUUCAAAACCAUCCUGAGUCUAACAUUGUCUCUUGUGUAUCUUUUGUGCACUAGGCGCAGUUGCGUAGCAGUUGAAUAUUGCUGGUUAGCUGUAAAGGUGACGCGUCUCGGUGCAGAGUGCUUGGCUGUUUCCAGUAUUCUCCUGGUUGCUCCUGUGUAACGCCUUGAUUUGAUUUUUUUUUUCCUCCCCCUAAAUUGGCAACAGCAGAACAACCUUUUUUUUUUUUUUUCUUCUUCUUCCUAGAACAGUCAUGUAAAGUCCUCAAAAAAAUGUUAAAUCAGCUUCGGGCAAAACUUUUGAACUAUACAGUUAACUAUCACUGCGAUGUGAAUGUUAAUAAAC